UAGCGAGCGGUGGGCGGAGUCUGCCGUCCAUCUUUAAUGUACUACUGAACAGAAGGGGGACUGACGAGCUAAAAACAUUACCAAAUUUGAAACAAGGAAUUAGCGGAUAUAUUGGUCGUGGCUGUCACAUAGAGAUACUGACGAAUAUUACACACGUUUGAAAAAGUGACAGAAGGUAUGAAGACAGUAUCAUAGCGAAGCCAUGGCUGAUAAGAGAAAACUACAAGGUGAAAUAGAUCGAUGUUUGAAAAAAGUUGCUGAAGGCGUCGAACAAUUUGAAGACAUUUGGAAAAAGCUUCAUAAUGCAGCCAAUGCCAAUCAGAAGGAAAAAUAUGAAGCCGAUCUCAAGAAAGAGAUAAAAAAGCUUCAGCGGCUACGAGACCAGAUUAAGACAUGGGUGGCAUCCAAUGAGAUCAAAGACAAACGGCAGCUAGUGGAGAACCGGAAGCUUAUUGAAACGCAAAUGGAGCGAUUUAAGGUUGUUGAAAGAGAAACCAAGACAAAAGCCUACUCUAAAGAGGGGCUGGGCUUGGCUCAGAAAGUGGACCCGGCGCAGAAAGAGAAGGAGGAAACAGAACAGUGGCUCACGAACACAAUAGACACUUUGAACAUGCAGGUGGACCAGUUUGAGAGUGAAGUUGAGUCCCUCUCUGUUCAAACACGGAAGAAGAAAGGAGACAAAGAGAAGCAGGAUCGGAUUGAAGAGCUAAAGAGGUUAAUCGAAAGACACCGGCACCACAUUCUUAUGCUAGAGACCAUCUUGAGGAUGUUGGAUAAUGAUUCGAUCCAGGUUGACGCUAUCCAUAAGAUCAAAGAUGAUGUGGAAUAUUAUAUUGACUCUUCACAAGACCCAGACUUCGAAGAGAAUGAGUUCAUCUAUGAUGAUCUGGAUUUGGAGGAAAUACGUAAGUUUGUGUGUGCGUGGGAUGGAAGUUUUUUUUUUUUAAAUGAUAUGGCUUUGUCAAGAUGGGUCGCAUUUCUAAACAUCUCUUUCUCUCUAGCAACAACUUUGAUUGCAACGCCUCCUCAGGGCCAUAUUGAAGAUGAGAUGUUCCUUCCGUCCAGCAGCACACCGACCUCCACCACUUCCUCUUCCCCCAUCCCUCCAUCUCCUGCAACAGGCCCAAUGGAGAUUUCGGAGGAAAAGAGAGGUCGAUCUACAGACAGUGAAGUCUGUCAGUCUCCUGUGAAGAAUGGCAACCCAUCUCUCUCGUCGUUCUCGUCAUCCGCCUCAUCGUCGGGCUCCUCCUCAGGCUCCUCCUCCUCCUCUUCACUGGUUUCUGUGGCGACUGCUGUUGGUGGCUGCACAGCGAUCUCUGGGAGCAGCAGUCUGCUGGGAAGCUUUAGCAGCGCAGUGCAGCAGCAUGUUCCUCAGUCUCAGCAGCAAGCACAGGUCAAACUCUCCUCGACAUCUACACCCUCCAACAACACGCCUAGUCCUCCUAGCCACCCCACGUUACCUGCCUCCACCACUGCCUCUCUGCCUAGUUCCAGCACACCUGGCCCAGUAACUUCCAGUUCCCAGUCCCAGGCCUCAUCUGUUCUUGGGGUUGAGGGCUCUAGACUGGGUUUGGGCCUUGUGAAGGGGAGCGUGACAGUGACCAGCAGCAGUAGUGGAGCUCAGAUGCCAGGUCUGGGCAUGGCAGGCUUGUCUGGUUCUCUCAACACCAUGGCGGCGCUUCUCUCAGGCUCUAACCCUGCUCCCUAUGCCCAGGCAGCUGCUGGAGGAACAUCAGGUGGUGCCUCCAGUGGUCCAGUAGGGAGCAGUAGUGGUAGUUCUGGCAUGUCUAUACCGAGCGGAGGUGCAGGGGGAACUAACACGGGCGCAACCAGUAAUGGCACGGGGACAGGGGUUGGUAUGAGCUUGCUAGGGUCCAGUCCGGGUCAUGGUUCUCUGACCGGAGGGAUUCUAAACCUGGUACCGGGGCAGACGGCUCUCCAGGGGUCUGCACAGAUACCUGUGAGCCAUGUGGGCACAGCACCUGGAGGAGGAACUGGAGAGAGCGGGUUGGGUGGAAAUGGAAGCAGUUCUGUGGCAAGUGCAGGAGUGGGGACAAAUGUAGCACCUGCAAGACCACCUAGCGGCCUCAAACAAAAUGGAGCAACCAGUUACAGUGCUGUGGUUGCAGACAACACACCAGACUCCUCACUUAGCAGUGCCAGCCAAUCACAAAACAGCCAUUCCUCAUCCUCGAGCUCAUCAACCAAUCAAAUUCUGGAUAAUGGCCCCAGUUUAUUGAGUUCUAUCACUCUACCCCCCUCCUCCCCAUCACCCUCCUUCACUGACAACACACCUGGUGGUGGGAGUCUGCUAAAUGGCCCACACUCCUAUACACUCAACACAGAAGCCAUCAAGGCUCCUGAACCACCGAGCUCUCUGAAAGCUAUGGCAGAGCGGGCUGCCCUGGGAUUGACACUGGAUGGAGAGAUUUCAUCACUACACCUCCCAGAUCGAGCCCCACCUGGACCCACAACGGCCCCUCAGCCUGCCGUUUCAGAGGUCAACCUGCCGCCAACUUUAGGGGCAUGUCCACUAGGUCCCACCCCCCUCAGUAAAGAGCAGCUUUACCAACAGGCAAUGCAGGAGUCAACAUGGACGCACAUGCCCCACCCGUCCGAUUCAGAGAGAAUCAGGCAGUAUCUGAUGAGAAACCCCUGUCCUACACCGCCAUUCCACCACCAGGUUCCCCCACAUCAUUCGGACUCUAUCGAGUUCUACCAGAGAUUGUCCACUGAAACGCUCUUCUUCAUUUUCUACUACCUGGAGGGCACAAAGGCGCAGUACUUGUCGGCUAAAGCACUGAAGAAGCAAUCGUGGAGGUUCCACACCAAAUACAUGAUGUGGUUCCAACGGCACGAGGAACCCAAGACCAUCACUGAUGAGUUCGAACAGGGCACGUACAUUUACUUUGACUAUGAAAAGUGGGGCCAGAGAAAAAAGGAAGGAUUUACCUUUGAGUACAGAUACCUGGAGGAUAGAGACCUGCAGUGACUGACGGAGAGAGAGAGAGAGAGAGAGAGAGCGAUCGCUACGACAGAGAAAACGCUGCUGUUAACAUUCCGAGAUGAACUCUAUGUCGUGGUUAAAGUUGGAUGUGAUGAUGGCCUUUUUCUUUAAAAGAGAGAGAGAGCAGGGGGUCGAGUGCCUGUUUACAUACAAACAUUUGAACCUCCAUUAACGUUGAGUCUUUAUGCCCUUCAUUUCUGUUCUAACUGAAAACCCCACCUAGUCAAACAGAAAUGAAAGGAAACAAUUUGAUUUUGCCACAGUCAAAACAUUUUUGCUCAUAGUUUGUGUUUGGUGGAGUGCUGCAUUAGCGAGUCUUAUCCUCUUUGAUGACAUAUACUGACUAUGAUGUACCGGCACUAUGCGAGAUCCCAAGUCUAAUGCAUUGAUUGGUUGUUCUUAGUUCAUUGAGCCCCUCUGGGAGUGUUGAGGCACUGUGACUUUGCCUUGCGAGAUAACGUGUCGAUCAUUAAAUUGCUAUGCAAUUGAAUUCCUCUCGACCUCCCUACCUUUAUCAUUACCUAAAUGUGGUUUCCUAGACCACAAAGAAAUAUGGCGUUGAUAGGGUAAUGUUCUGUAGCAUCUCUUACAUUUGUUACCAAGCAAGGUGGGUUGAAGUUGUCAGCCUUCAGAGUGGCGUGUGAUUAUUUGUCUGUUAAACAUGGCAUGAGUGAUCUCACUUCAAAAAAUAUCUAAUAAAAAGACAGAGUAAAAUAUGUAAAGUUAAAAACCUUAUUUUUCUUUCUUUCAGUGUCCUCUAGGUUGUCCAUUGCUGAAUAUUUUUGUUGUGUAAAAAUGCAUGUAAAGCAAAAGCUUUCCCCGAACUGUCCUAGUUAUUAUUGAAGUCACAUCUCAAAAUUAUUCUUACAUGCUCUGCUGCACAGUUUCCCAAAACAAAAAUAAAUGAUCAUUGUCCUGUUACUUCAUGUAUAAGGCAAAGCUUUUUCGAACACCCCACAGAAUCCCACGUGAGUUUCCAUUCAUUUCAGUUUUCUCUAUUGUUUGGGGAGAACGACGGGCUCGACCAACACUCAAAAUGAGAUAAAUGUGAUGAGAGAAAGUAUUUUUGAUGCACAGGGCAGCUGAUUGCAUUUGUCUCUCCAGUAAUAAACACCAUCAUCCUUGCCUUUUUUGACAUGGACAGGACAGCAUUCGAUUGUGAUGUCGCGUCGUAGGUUGGGAGGAAACAAAAAACAGAGUUGUAAAAUUUCAAUAAAUUACUUUUGUGAUGCCA
Carassius gibelio (silver crucian carp) is the source of this 4241-nucleotide messenger RNA. RefSeq names its product CCR4-NOT transcription complex subunit 3. Bases 203 to 2992 code for a protein of 929 amino acids. Gene Ontology annotation, biological process: regulation of stem cell population maintenance; nuclear-transcribed mRNA poly(A) tail shortening; regulation of DNA-templated transcription. The transcript is spliced from 17 exons. Gene Ontology annotation, cellular component: P-body; nucleus; CCR4-NOT core complex. The record is from RefSeq and is a predicted model, not a curated record. Lineage: Eukaryota; Metazoa; Chordata; Actinopteri; Cypriniformes; Cyprinidae.